Rosa chinensis is the source of this 1538-nucleotide messenger RNA. RefSeq names its product interaptin. Lineage: Eukaryota; Viridiplantae; Streptophyta; Magnoliopsida; Rosales; Rosaceae. Bases 145 to 1266 code for a protein of 373 amino acids. The record is from RefSeq and is a predicted model, not a curated record. The transcript has 5 exons.
UCUAUUACUUGUCUGUUCAAGUGUUCAACACUCUUUCAAAACACUACCAAGUCCCCAACGGUCUUCUUCUUCUUCUACUCUGCUUCGCUCCUCAUAAAGAUUCAAUCUUUCACUUCUAAUCUUCUAUCUGAGUUCUCUUCAGAAAUGGGUACCGUAACGCGCUCUAAAUCGUCGUCGGAAAGUCAAAAUUGGGAGCAUAUAUUCAACGCCAUGGUCCAAAUUUUACAGGAGCAGCAGUCCAAGCUGGAGACGAUGGCCAAAGAGCGCAAAAUGCUCGCCGAUCGGAUCAGAACGGAACACGACAAGUGGGCCUUCAGCGUCAGCCAAUUGCAAGAUCAAAUUUCCCAGUUGGAGGCGGAUUUGGUUACGCAAGAGAAGGGUGGUGUGGUUGAGGUGGCCAAAUUGGAGUUGCUUCUGGGCUUGAAGGAAAGAGAGGCUGUUCUCUUCAAAUUUCAAAAAGAGGAUAUAAAGAGGGACUUGGACGAUUUUAUAAGAUGGGUUGAAUUGCACGCCAAAGAAUCCUCUGAUUCGAAGGUAGGUGGGGAGAGCAGUAAACGAAAAGGAAGAAAUAAUAGCAAUACAAAGUUGUCCAAAACUAUUAAUGAAGAAAAGCGGCUUUCUAAAGGUGUGGAUGAUGAUCUGAGAAAGUUACAGCAGGAAUAUGAUAAGCUUGCUUUGGAAAAGAAAACUGAGGUAUCUGCACUCUUGUCUCAGAAGCAAUUCGUGUGGAAUCAGUAUAAUCUUUUGGAAAAAGACUACACCAGUAAACUAAAGAGUAAGCAGUCUGAAGUUGACCAGGCUGAUGAAAAGAUACAGGCUCUUCUUGCCAGUAUGGAGCAAUUACAGUCCUCAAACAAAGAAAAGGAUGAUAAGAUUGCAUCAUUAGAGACUGAUUUCACCAAGCUGAAGGAAGAAAAUUCCAAAGUUUUAAGGGAACUGGAGUCAUUAAGAAAGUCUGCAAGUGCUUCCGUGACUCCUGUUUUGAACCACUGUUCAGCGGGAACCAGAGCAUAUAACUUGAGAGGCAAAAAUAGUGCUCUUGAUAGAAGUAUUGUGACAGUCAAGAAAGAGUCAUCUGCUGCACAACUUACUGAUCCUCUUAAGAACACCAAAAUGGGGAGGAGCAGUUCAAAGAGAAAUGGAGAUGAUGUUAUAACAACUGAGGGAACUGUAAAGUUGUUCUCGUCCAGCUUUAAAGUACCAAAAGUGAAGAGUCAUUGUCCUGCAUCUGGCAAAUCUUCGACAUCAUCUUCCGGAGGGGGGUAGAUUGUAAUGUGUUUUGUUCUGGACAACUCUCCAGACAAGCCUAAGGCUUGUGUUGUGUUGUCCUCUUCAUUUGUAGGCAUUGAUUUGGUUUCAUGUAAAGUAUGUGUUGAUUUUAGGGUUUAGGGCAAGCUCUGUCAGCUUGCGGCCUGUAAGAUUGUAGCUUUUGGAUCUGUCAUAGAUGCCAGAGAGUAUAGCUUUGGGAAUGCAACACGAUUGUAAUUACAUCUAUAUAUGUUGUCUUGCACAUUUAUGGUGUAAAUUCCCACCAAUGA